AGCAUGACAACAUCAAUCCCACGACUUUUGGCCCUAAAUCCAUUUGCGUUUCGAGCUACGAUCAAUAUCGGCAUCUCUUAUCUAUCCAUAAUCCAAAAUCUAUUCAACCACUUCAUUACAUCACAAUGAAUGUCCACGAAGCCAGACCCAAUUAUUACGACAUCCUCAAAGUACCAGUAUGGGCAGAGACUGAUGAGAUCCGGACGAGCUACAAACGCCUCGCCUUGGCGCAUCAUCCGGACAAAGAUCCAAACAAUCCCAACGCCACGGCUUUUUUCCAAUCUAUUCAGGCCGCCCAUUCUACCCUGACUGAUCCUGCACAGCGCUCGGCUUACGAUCGUGAGGUAUAUAUGGAUCUAGACUUUGCGAUACACAGGUUCCGCGAGAGGAAAAAAGAAAUCAAGGGACACUUGCGCAUUAACAUCCAGAAUGAGGUGGCUCGCCAUAGGGUUAUAGAAUAUGAGAAGCGAAUGGAGAGCCCAUCGAGCCCUUCGGCUCGCCGAAUUAAACACGAAGCGGCUUCCAAAAAAUUUAAAGACGUGAUCGAUAUGCAGGAAAACCAGCUAGCAAGUCUCAAAGCAGAGAUAAACAAGAUGAAGAUUACCAUGAAUGCGAUGCUGGCAAGAGGGUAUAAGCCGAGAGACACAGAGAGCAAGGGGAGGAGCGGUUCCUUGAACAAUGAGAGCAGGUCAGUAAAACCGAUGAGAGAGGAAGCUAGAGACGCCGAAAAGGGUUAUUUUGCGGAAAACGAGAGAGCAAUCCAAAUUGACCAGAGCGCGAUCUGUUGUGGGAACCAAAGGUAG
Messenger RNA from Trichoderma harzianum CBS 226.95, 803 nucleotides. RefSeq lists its product as hypothetical. The coding region runs from base 126 to 803 and encodes 225 amino acids. The transcript has 3 exons. NCBI's taxonomy places the organism in Eukaryota, Fungi, Ascomycota, Sordariomycetes, Hypocreales, Hypocreaceae. The record is from RefSeq and is a predicted model, not a curated record.